CCGCAGUCCAGAGCUCGAGAUCCCGCCCGUCUGUCCGCCGGAGGCUCACGAGCUGCGGGGAAGCCCGGACGAGCGGAACCGGCGGUACAGCGAGGUCAGCCCCGCUGCGGCGACUGUGCCCCGGCUCACGCUGUUACCAGUGCUGCUAUUAUUUGUCGGAAAUCUGCUUUCCUUUUGUUGCAGUUUCUAUUGUUAUUUCCUGCCGGAUUGAUAUCAUCAGCUCGGGGCUUGUUGGAUUGCGGUACACUCUUCACGGCUCUAGUUUGGUCUGAAGAAACGCUCGUGGAAUAAGUUUGGGUGUCCGUGUCCGUGCGAUGCGCGGGGGCGGGGAGUGUUAGCGAGGCGAUGGGCUGCACCUCCGCCAAGCAGGUGUCGGCCGUGCCCAGCGAGGAGGAGGGCCGGGGCAAGGCCUACAGCAAUGGGGACCUCUUCACUGAUGAGUACAAGAUGAAGGGCGUGGAGGAGGUGAAGUACAUGCGGGCAGGAGAGGAGGACAGAGUCAGCGCCCGGAACCAGGAGAACCUGGUCAGUCAGCACUGACCUGCAUGCUGGCCACACACUGACCCACACACACACACUGA
Lepisosteus oculatus (spotted gar) is the source of this 581-nucleotide messenger RNA. The record is from RefSeq and is a predicted model, not a curated record. Lineage: Eukaryota; Metazoa; Chordata; Actinopteri; Semionotiformes; Lepisosteidae.